ACUUUUCAUACAGCAGUGCCUACAUAAUGAGCCGAGGGGAAGAAAGUGAGAGACUUUGCUGAACUCUCAUUGCAGUCUGCGCUCUAAAGAAGGUCAGAUCAGUUGGCAGAGCAUCAGAAUCGAGAAAGCCUGCAGACGCCAGCAAACAAACAUCUACUGUGUUUGAGCAACAGGCUCGAAGUGGAAGGAAGAAAAGAAAGAGGGGGGAAGUAGGAGGAGGGGGAGACAGAUCCAGGGAAAAGGCUUUUUAGAGGAAACGGACACAGAGGUUUGCCGGUCCACAGAGUGCAGCGAGCGUGUAGAGAGACACAUACAGACGUGGCUGUGCUGCCUGCUGCUGGAGGGAUUUUAAUGAAGCUCAGCAGCUGUGGGCCACACCACUGUUAGAUGCGUUUGCCUUCAACAUGCGGAGUGACCCUAUUUUGUUCGCCUCAAGGGCGAUGGAGGAGUUGGUGGCAGAGCUGCGGGUCUUUUUGGAGCUGUUGGACAGAGAGUAUUUGAGCGCAGCAGUGAGAGAGAAGAAACAACAGAUCUCCAACAUUCUACACAGAGUCCUGUCUGCUAAAGAGCCGUCCUAUAAGGCAGAGAUUCACAGCUCACUUCCUGCACCUCCUCAGAUGCCCCUUCCAGAGAUCCCUCAUCCAUGGCUGCCUCCAGACAAUGGUCCACCUCCCUUGCCCAGUUCAUCUCUUCCUGAGGGUUACUAUGAGGAAGCUGUGCCUCUGAGCCCUGGAAAAGCUCCAGAAUACAUCACCUCCAAUUAUGACUCAGAUGCGAUGAGCAGCUCAUAUGAGUCAUAUGAUGAGGAAGAGGAGGAUGGUAAGGGUCAGAAGAUGAGGCACCAGUGGCCGUCAGAGGAGGCCUCCAUGGACCUGGUGAAGGACGCCCGUAUCUGCGCCUUUCUACUGCGCAAGAAACGCUUCGGCCAGUGGACCAAACUGCUGUGUGUGAUCAAAGACAAUAAACUCCUGUGCUAUAAGUCAUCUAAAGAUCAGACUCCUCAGAUGGAGCUGCUCCUGUCUGGCUGCAGUAUCACUCACAUCCCCAAAGACAGCAAAAAGAAGAAGCACGAGUUGAAGAUUGUCCACCAGGGGGCCGACGCCCUGGUCCUCGCUGUGCACAGCAAAGAGCAGGCUGAGGAGUGGCUCAAGGUGAUGAGGGAGGUGUGCGCUUAUGGAAACGGAGCAGUGGACUCUGAUGGAGCAGUUUCUGGAUCUCCUGUUCACAAAGUCGAGCUGGAAAAGAAGUUGUCCUGUGACAGACCCAGUUCAGAUGGUGAGCCCAGCCAUGAAAAUGGCAUCACAGAUGGAAAAGAUCCAGCUAAAGGGAAGAAGAGCAGUAAAUCUGAGCAGAAGGGCACAGUAGGAAAGGGAGCAGGGAAGAAAAUCACCAAGAUCAUCAGCCUGGGGAAGAAGAAACCAUCCACUGAUGAGCAGACGUCAUCCGCUGAGGAGGACGUCCCAACAUGUGGCUAUCUGAAUGUGCUGUCCAAUAACCGCUGGAGGGAGAGGUGGUGCCGGCUGAAGGAUAACCAGCUGUUACUGCAUAAGGACCGAGAGGACCUGAAGACACACAUGGCCUCGCUGCCCCUGCGGGGCUGUGAGGUCAUUCCAGGUCUGGACUCCAAACACCCGUUUGCUUUCAGGCUGCUAAGGAAUGGGCAGGAAGUGGCUGUGUUGGAGGCCUCCUCCUCUGAGAGUAUGGGUCGCUGGUUGGGAGUUUUGCUGGCAGAGACAGGUUCCACCACUGAUCCUGCUGCACUGCACUAUGACUACAUAGAUGUGGAGACCACUGCCAAUGUCAUUCAGCUGGCCAAACAGUCCUUCUGUUUCACCAGUAAGCGUGCUGUAUCUCCAAACCCAUAUCUGGAUAAUCCAGUGAACGGCUACGCUCGCCCCUCGGGAGUGGCUCUGCACUAUGAUGACGUCCCCUGCAUUAAUGGAUCGAAGGAGCCAGAUCUGCACUACUCCUCCCCAGGCUCUGGAGGAUGCAGUUGGGCGGAGGAGGCUCACUAUGAGAAUGCAGAUCUCUAUGAGAACAUGCCUUCCCCCAAACUGGCAGCUUGCUAUUCACCUAAACCAAGCCAUUACAACACACCUGUCUCCUCUAAAGUCCUCUCUUCUUUUUCUUCCUCCACUGCUAAUGCUAACUCUAAGAUGAAGGGGAAGAAAGCCGCAACCACCAAUGGAGUGGCUGCCAAACAGAAACUGGACAAGAACCAGGUCAGGAAGGCCAAUGGAACCAGUGGGUCGCUACCAGUCAAGCGCAACAAUUCAAGUGCGGAUCAGUACAAGUAUGGAAAGAACAGAGUAGAGGCAGAUGCUAAGAAACUCCAGUCAAAAGAGGAAGAGCUGCUGAAAAGAAAGCAAGAGAUUCGUAACCGUCUGACUCACCUGAAGAAGGACAGGAGAGACCUGCGCACUGCCAUCGAGAACAGCACCGGUAAGCGCUCCCAGGCCUCUCUGACAGAGCGGCUGAAGAAAGUGGAGGAUGAAUGUAAGAUGAAGGAAGAUGAGCGGGUGAGCUUGGAGCUGGAGCUGACGGAGGUGAAGGAGAGCCUGAAGAAGGCCUUGAAUGGUGGGGUCACUCUCGGCCUGACCAUCGAACCCAAGACCAGCAGCUCCAGUCCACAGUCUCCAGCGCUGAUAAAGCGCAUGAUGGAUAACUCGCCCAUCUCCAGUUGUGACACCAGUGACACCGAGACGUGUUCACUGCCAGUCAACAGCGCCUCCUUACUGCGGCGCCAAGGGCCACAGAAAGCCUCUCCAGUACGGGGACAUGUCCUCAGAAAGGCCAAGGAAUGGGAGAUGAAAUCUGGCACAUAAACAGUUACUUUCCACUUAUAUUUCAGGUUUCCUGUAUAUAUUUAUUUAAAUUUGUGCAUAUAGAAAGGGUUGUUGAAAGUGAACUGACUGAAGCAUAGACACAACAUGGUGCAGGAAAUAAUGAGGACAGACUGAGAACAGUUCACCAGCUUGCAAUCGAUCAAUACUGUGGGACAUGAAGUAUAUUGUUGAUGACUGAACAGAAAAAAAACUGAACCAUUCCCAACAUCCACCAGUUUCUCAAACUGCACAAUAGCUGCAAUCUUAGCUCAGCCAUUGAUCUCAGCUAUGCUUAUGUGAUCUAUGACAUUUCCUACUUCAUUGAGUCUAUUAGAAGCCAUCAUUGGAAGUUAGAAAAAGUACCUUUAAAUAUUUAUUUGUAAAUGUUUAAGUAAAUACAAGCCUCUUUCUGUGUUUGUUUGUGUCGAUAUUUAAAGCUUUAAAGCAUUUUAUUUGGCCUCAUGCGAGGCCCUGCCUUUAUCAAGUUUUUUUUGUUUGUUUGUUUUAACUGGGUUUUAACCGGGAACACUUUCAACAGGAAGUUCAAGUUUCCAAGUUUUCUGGUUAUUGAUUUCAGUCAUAAAGAAACGAAAUGUAGUGUAGAGGAGCACUUCAUGUUAAAGUCAAGGAUGAGUGUCAUCUAAAUAUGGUGUCAAGGAUAUGGGCACUGGCUCAGUCCCGUAGGGAUCGAAGCCGCCAUCCAGUCUCUACUCCCUCUGUGUGUCUGGACAGACUUUUGGCUGGAGUGGUUGCUAUGGUGACAGCAACCCAUAGGGACAAGGUCAGCCAAGGCCAGGGCGUGGUGCAAAUCACAAACCCCGCUUCACUUUCCUUAACGCUCACCAGAACACGCACUGCAGCCAUGCUCUAACAGCCACUGCACUGAAACAGCCCCUCUUUCUCUAUCAUGGGACGCUUCAAUUCAAACCCAUCAGUACACUGACAGAGAAAGAAGCACUGUAAAUAAAACUGUCAUCCAUAUGUGAAAUUCAUUCACUGUGUAAGAUAGCUUUCCUCUGAAGAAUCCUACAGUGGUUCUGCAUUUAGAAUUUUAUGAACCGUGCUAUGUGCUCACAUGCAGACAUUGUUAAAUGAACACUUGCUCUAUUAUCCUAGCUACAUUUCACCUGGAAAUACACUAUGGAAUCAUUGGCAUUUAGCAGUAACAUGUUAGCAGCCUGGUCCGUUUUGCUGUGUGGUCAUAAGCAGAGCAUACUGUAUAUCUGUUUCCCUGAUGUUGGUGCUUUUGAGUCAUGCUUUUUUCUUGCUCUUCACUCUUAAUCCAGCAAGAUUAAGGAGCAAGACUUGGUGCUUAAUAUAGAAAUAAGGACUGACAGAUUCGUAGAGACUACUGCCAGCAUGCUCAUAUUUGAGGCACAUUUAUAACUUUCCAUAGAUGGCUGGUUUCUCAUGCAGUGAAGCUUAGCAUUUUGAUUUGAGGCUACAUAUUUUAAACCUAUGUACAAGCAGACAUUUUAGUCCUGAGUGCAAGUGUAAAUAUCUUCCUUCCUUUUUCAUGUCCAUUGAUUUCAGUCCCAAGAGUCUGCAGUCCAGAGCUAGUCCUGUCCGCUUGUGUGAGGAGAAGAGUCAGUGUUGGAUGAAGACCCGGUUUCGCUGGGUUUGUCUCAUAGAGAAAGACCUUGUGGGAAUUUGAGUAAUGUCUAGUUCAAGCUUGAAGUCAGCUAAACAUAUCUUUGGCCAUUCUGCAAUACCUCUUCCACCCUUCCUUGACUGGCCAGCCUGUUGAAUCAGAGAUGCUAAAACCAGGGGUGGAAAAUACUUGAGGAACUGUACUUUAUUACUGUACUUAAGUAUUAUUCUGGAAGUUUUGUAGUUUUCUCAAGAGUUAUUGAAAUUAUAUACUUGUACUUUGUAAAUGUACUUUUUACUUCUUACAUUUUCAUUUAGACCAUCAAAGUACUGAUAACAAAUCUCAAAGGCCAUGAGAUAUUUCUCUUUUCUUGUGAGUUUCUGCACAUCUUAAUGUUUUUUUUUUUUGUUAAAACAUCCAGUCAUAUUCAUAUCAAUAUAAAAUAAAACUGCCCACAACUAUGCUAACUAGCCUUUAUGUGAGGACUGUUUCCUCCCAUUAGUAACUACACCACAAAGUAUCAUGUGUUUUUUAAAACUUUUACUAUUUAGGUUUAUUUAUUUAAAUAUGGAUACUUUUAGAUUUUCACUAAAGUAUAGUAUAUAGUAUAAUUUAUAUAGUAUAUCCAUACUUCCGCUUUUAAUUGAGUAAUGUUCUGAACAAACAAAGUAAUUUUACUCAAGUAUAAUUUCUCUGUACUUUUCCCACCCCUGGCUAAACCUUUUAACCAUUCAGGCCGGCAGAACAGUAUGAAGAGUUGUGGAGAGGCGUUUCUGCUGACAGCCCUAAAACAUCUCUCCCUCACACAAACUAACAGGCAUGAUGUCAUAAAAUGUGAACAGUUAUAUGUAUUGCUUUAAAGGAAACGGGCGGAGAGGGAAGCAGGGUGGGGGUGGGCGUGGGGCUGGGGGUGGGAGUUAAAAACUAAUGAAAAGCAACUUGUUUUGUUUUGCACCUUAAGGAUUUUUCUACUCAAUUGUACUUUUUUUCUGAGAGACUGUUGCUGACUUGGCGACAAAAGGCUGUACACAGAAAUAAAAACUGCUUUUAAGCUA
Colossoma macropomum (tambaqui) is the source of this 5471-nucleotide messenger RNA. It is a transcript of the gene afap1, whose product is annotated as actin filament associated protein 1. Gene Ontology annotation, cellular component: cytosol. The record is from RefSeq and is a predicted model, not a curated record. The transcript has 18 exons. Lineage: Eukaryota; Metazoa; Chordata; Actinopteri; Characiformes; Serrasalmidae. Gene Ontology annotation, molecular function: SH2 domain binding; SH3 domain binding. Bases 405 to 2825 code for a protein of 806 amino acids.